CCCCGUUCUCUCUCUCUGACUAUACAGAUACCACUGGUUUCUCUCUCUCUCUCUGGGAAUGGCGUCGAGUCUGUUCAAAACCCUAAUUAGAUCGGCGAAUUCUCCAUCAACGGCCAGAAAUCUCAGCCUCGUCAGGGUCCAAGUCGGCAACCACACCGCCAAAUGGAUGCAGGAUACAAGUAAGAAGUCCCCAAUGGAGUUGAUCAACGAAGUUCCACCCAUCAAGGUUGAGGGCAGAAUUGUUGCUUGUGAAGGAGACAGCAAUCCUGCACUUGGGCAUCCAAUCGAGUUCAUAUGCCUUGACCUGAGCGAGCCAGCUAUCUGCAAGUAUUGUGGUCUACGCUAUGUUCAGGAUCACCAUCACUAGGAGUCUGAAGGUGAUUAUUCUGCAACCUUUCGAUCUGCUGUGAUGAGUCCCUAGGGGAUGCUUGUGACAUGGUGCCAUAUUGUUUUUUUUUUCUCUGACAGAAUCAUGGUGUAAUGAUAUACUUUCAUGCACCUAAUAUUUAGCAAAAUAAGGAUUUGAUGUGCCCCUUCAUGUUUUUCUGUGAGGUCUAUCUCUAUGAACAUCUGAAGUGCAUUUAUUAUUUAUCAAUGUCUAUUUUGCUGCUUUAUGAAACAUUGUGAUUAGUUUCAUUGUUGUAAAAAUACUGUAGUUCAUUUGAGAUUUGAUAGCAUUGGGUUUUGUUC
Molecule: messenger RNA, 690 nt
Organism: Alnus glutinosa
Lineage: Eukaryota; Viridiplantae; Streptophyta; Magnoliopsida; Fagales; Betulaceae
Product: NADH dehydrogenase [ubiquinone] iron-sulfur protein 6, mitochondrial
Exons: 3
Coding region: 59-367 (102 amino acids)
Biological process (GO): mitochondrial electron transport, NADH to ubiquinone
Source: RefSeq, a predicted model, not a curated record